Paramecium sonneborni is the source of this 792-nucleotide messenger RNA. NCBI's taxonomy places the organism in Eukaryota, Ciliophora, Oligohymenophorea, Peniculida, Parameciidae. The record is from the annotation of a GenBank genome assembly.
AAUUUAUGAGUAAAUAAUCUAAAUAAUAUCUCUCGACAUCUGCACCUCACAUUGAAACAUCUUAAUAAUUGAGUGUAUCACCUAAAAAAGAGUUUUAUGAUGCUACAAAACAACUGGAAGCUGCUAAGAGAAGAAUCAAUCUAUUAAGAUUAGAAAAUGAAAUUAGGUAUUAUUUUUACAUUUUAAGUAAAGGGAAAAGAAAUUAUAAAUACAAUAACAAAAAUAAGAACAAUUAAAUAAAAUCAGAGAAGAUCAUGAACUAUUUAAAGAAUAUAAAUAAGCACAUAAAGAAUAAGUUAACAUAUAAUUACAGAAUUUAAUACAUAGAACUAGAAAUAUGAAAAUAUAACAAUCAUACGAUAAAAAACUUAUUCAAUAGAACUUUUAAUAGAUGAAAUAACAAGAAGUUAAGAAUAUUAAAGAAUAAUCUUAAAGAAAUGAGUACAUUAUUCGAUAGAACUUGGAUUCAAUAAAAUAAUAAAAAGCAGAAUAAAAAUAACAAGUUCAAUCUUAAGUUUAACUUGCUUAAUAAACUAUAUAAAACUUUCGAUAAUAAAAAUAUCUUCGAUUCAUUCAAGAACACUAAUUUUGUAAUUCUUAACAUUCUCUUGAAGCAGAUUAAAAAUUACAGUAAAUUGAAGAACUCAAAAAACAAGAAGCCUACUUACUCAUUAAGUUAGAUGAAACCACAAAUGUAUUUCAUAAUUUAUAUUAUAGUAAGCAUAUAAACUUAAUUAAAGCGCUUUGAUUAAACAAUCUUAGACCACACCUAAAACUGCAUCCUAUUUUUGA